AUGCGAGUAGUCCCCGCGUUGCAGUUGACUACUAUCUGUGCCAAACAGCGACGAUGCGAUGUGACGCUCGACAUAUCAGCGCGAGGAUACUUACCUUCACCUAGACCUUUCUUUCACCGUACGAGAGGGGAUCCAUGUAUAAAGGCUUUCUUCUUGCUAGCAAUGGCAUCAGAGACCACAAUAUCAUUCAACCACUCGUCUACCACCAAGUUACGAGAUAGUUACGACAGCACCCCAUUUCAGCAAGUGUUUCUGGUGGCUUUCGCCUGUGGAGUCAGCUGCAAUGAAAACCUGCCAUCUCAGCUUCUAUUGCAGCUGAAGGACAAACGCGGCAUUAAUGACAACUUAGUAACUUUCCCGUCGGGAUCUUCUUCCUCCUAUUCGGCUCCCGUUCAUUCGAGCUUGAGUUCCGGUUACGAGCUAGGUGGAUCAUCCGGUGGCUUCUCCCUGGGACACGGCGGUUUGCUUAAUUCAGGUGGCUCUGUCGGCCAUGGAAUUGGAUAUUCUUUAGCGCCGUCCAGCAGUCUCGGUCUUGGAUCUGGAUACCAGUCACCUGGAUUGAGCCAAAGUCACUUGAGUCAUCAAAGUGUUUCUUUGGGUGGACACUCGGCUCAGAGCACCUACUCCGUGCCCAGCAUAGCUCAUCUGGGAAGCGGCGGAAGUAGCAACACACUAUUCGCUCCAGCGAAAACAGGCCCCGUUACUUUCGGAACCCAUGGUGGCAGCGCCGGUGCCGUAAGCACUUCCAGUUCCAAUUCGCACAGUGCGCCGAUCUACACUACCGGCGGCCAUGGACUUUCGGCUUACAGCAACGGAGGAUCUAACGCUGGUUUUCAGCUCGUACUGGGAUCGUCAAACCAACAACAUGGUCUGUCAUUGGGCUCAUCGGGCGCCUCGUCAGGCUACAGUCUUCCUACUCAUUCCGCAUCUUCAAGUUCUUCGCAUCCCGUGACAGGCGGCUUGAUCAUCGCCAGCGGUUCACACGGCAGUUCCUCCAGCUACAGCCUCCCAACAUCUACAUCUUCUCACAGCAUUUCUACUCUGGGUAGCUCUUCAGGCACUCAAGGAGCAUCAGCUACGUAUUCUCUUCCGAUCAGCUCUGGAUCUCACGGAAUCUCCGCGUUGUCCUCUGGUGCUGCGUCAUCCAGUUAUCCCGCAGGAUCCUCCAGCAGUCAUUCCGGAUUUUCGAGCAUAUCGUCCGGCGGUUCCAACUACCAACUACCGAUUGCUUCAGGAUCUCACUCAAACUCAGGAUCAUCCAACGCCAUCGCGUACACGAAUUAUCUACCGUCUCAUUCGUCCGGUAGCAGUGCCAGCUACUCCAGCCCCAGUGUCUCUUAUGCGAGUCCAAGUAUUAGCCAUGUGAGUUCUCCCAGUUCGGGCUUCUCCGGCGCUGGUGCUAGCUAUACUCUCAGCGCAAACUACGCGGCUGCUGGUUCCAGCCCAGUCGUAACUUACACCGGAAGCCAUGGCUAUACGCCUACAUUAUACAGCUCAUCUAGUUCCCACGGGACACCCGCGGAUUCGCAAGGAGCUUAUACUAGCGUAAGUCCGAGAUAUUUCGGAUACAUCUCCGAGAAAGCUGUCAAUGCGGACUUAGGUGGCGCAAAGUAUGACACGAUUUCAUACUCGGUUCCAAACGGAAAAUAUUAA
Cyphomyrmex costatus is the source of this 1653-nucleotide messenger RNA. Its product is annotated as hornerin. The record is from RefSeq and is a predicted model, not a curated record. The transcript is spliced from 2 exons. Bases 1 to 1653 code for a protein of 550 amino acids. NCBI's taxonomy places the organism in Eukaryota, Metazoa, Arthropoda, Insecta, Hymenoptera, Formicidae.